Messenger RNA from Mollisia scopiformis, 907 nucleotides. RefSeq names its product Co-chaperone Hsc20. Gene Ontology annotation, biological process: protein complex oligomerization; [2Fe-2S] cluster assembly. The annotation marks the transcript as partial. Lineage: Eukaryota; Fungi; Ascomycota; Leotiomycetes; Helotiales; Mollisiaceae. Gene Ontology annotation, cellular component: mitochondrion. The record is from RefSeq and is a predicted model, not a curated record. Gene Ontology annotation, molecular function: ATPase activator activity; protein-folding chaperone binding. The transcript has a single exon.
CUUAGACAAAUCUGAAAAGCUUCAUAAACACUUAAACCCUCACACGACCUUCCUUUAGCACCCUGAAGGCUAUAACUUUCUGGUAAUCCUUCUGAAUAUUUUCCUGGUAGAAGGUUAAAUUUCCACGAACAGCAACCAAGCCAUGCGCACCUCACUCCGGCGCAGCCAACAGUUGCUGCAAACGUCCUCGCUAUCAACUCGGCGCAACCUCACCACACCUCACCCUCGAGAGCUUCCAGCUCCAAGACAAGUCUGCCAAGCAUGUCAUAGACCACUGCUAUCCUCCCCAAAAGCCCAACAACCGCAACGAGAACGCCGACUCAAGUCCUCCUCAUCCGCCACCACGGCCUCCCAAACAACACCUCAGUCCGAAUCCACCACUUCCCCAAUACCCAAAACACACUAUGACCUCUUCCCCCAAACCCUAUCUCAAGGCCCUCCGCCCUCAGGACCAUUCGCAAUUGACCUUCGAGCCUUGAGGAAAGAAUUCCUCCAACUCCAAUCAAAAUCCCAUCCCGACCUCUUCCCACCACACCUCAAAACCCGCGCUGAAGCGACCUCCUCCCUAAUAAACACCGCAUACAAGACCCUCCAAUCGCCGCUCCUACGGGCCCAAUAUCUGCUGUCUCUGCAAGGGAUCGAGACAGCGGACGACGAGACGGCGAAGGUCGAGGAUGCGGAGCUGUUGAUGGAGGUUAUGGAGGCGAGGGAGGCGGUUGAGAGUGCGGAGGAGGAAGAGGAGUUGGUGGCAGUGAGAGAGGAGAACGAGGAGAGGGUGAGAGACACGGAGGAGCGGUUGGGGGAGAGGUUUGAGCAGGGGGAUUGGGAGGGGGCGAGGGGUGAGGCGGUUAGGUUAAGGUAUUGGGUUAAUGUUAGGGAGAGUAUUCAUGGGUGGGAGCAGGGGAAG